ACCAGCGUACAGCGUAGACCCGGAAGACAUCGAAACAGGAAAGGAAAUCCAACCGACCGCUGAAGAAGAGAAGCGGUAUGAUGGCAAGCCUGCCGAGGAGUUCCCUGAUUGGCCCUACGUAAUCUCUGAAGCUACGGCCGAGCUUGUCACGAAGUAUAGCCUCGAAUCUUCCAAGCGUAACCAGGAUAUUUUCAGCAUGUAUGUCUCGAACGACUUUACCGGGUACGGGAUGCAGGAGGUUAUAGAGAACCAGCUCACAGGAAUCAACGCGCUCAUGGCUAAGCGACGACUCCCGGCUGAUGAGCUUGCUGUUGGGCUCUGGUUACGAUUGUCAGCUUUCGCCCACUGGACUCAAUCGCAACAACUAGGGCCUUGGUUCAUGAUAGACGAUGGUCAGCGCUGGCAGGACACUGUCGCAAUGAUUGGUAUCGCAAUCUUAGCCACACUAAACGCUCUCGAUCGGGCGAAGCUGCUGAAAGAGCACUCCCCUGUCAAGGACCUGGGUCUGGUUCUCGCACUUCUUGGAGACUUCAUUUGCGACUGUCUGGAUCAAACCACGACGAUUCCAUAUCUAUCAUCGAAUACUAGAGAAGUCUGCUGGCCGUACAAAAUUGUCUCCUAUGCUAAGGCUAGCAGUAUCGAGAUCAAAGGCGUCCAUGGCAUUGAAGGGAAGUUCGUACAAAGGUUCGAUAACGAGGAUGAGGCGAACUAUUGGAAGAGGAAAGAGUGUGUUGAUCGCUGGGGAUGGGGUACAAAAUGGAGAAUUUUCGGUAGAGAGUACGGCAAACAACGUAGCAUAUUCUAUCGGGGUCCAUCACUCGGAGGGAAUACCUUUGAUAUCACAUGCUGGCCCGCCGCUGAGAGGAGGAAGUACCACUUCGAAGACGAAGACCCUCUUGAGUCCGAAACCCUCUAG
Messenger RNA from Alternaria atra, 916 nucleotides. RefSeq lists its product as uncharacterized. The transcript has 2 exons. Lineage: Eukaryota; Fungi; Ascomycota; Dothideomycetes; Pleosporales; Pleosporaceae. The record is from RefSeq and is a predicted model, not a curated record. The annotation marks the transcript as partial.